CGCGGGGCCGGAAGUGGCCCAGAAGCGUCAUGGCUGCGGCGGCGGAGCGUCGUCUCGGGGUUUGUUCGUGAACAUUUAGGGCUUUUUUAAACAGAAAUCCGGGCUCAGCUGCGAAACCUUCCAACCCCCCGCCGCGAACAUGGGUCUCGAGUAGCGACUCCGACACACCGAGACUCGAACCGGUAGCCGGAGUGACGAGACGUCGCCUGACUCAUCCUCAGCGCCGGCAGCAGCCAUGUCUCUGGCCGAGCAGGCGUCGGACUCGGCGCCGUUCCUCUCCUCCGACAGCGAGGCGGAGGGACCGGAGGACCAGGACGGGGCGGCGGCGGCUCAUGUGCAGCAGGACGGGCCGGCCAGCGGCGUGUCCCGGGUCCGAGCCGUGCUGACCGUUUUCAUCCUCUGCUACAUCAACCUGCUCAACUACAUGGACCGGUUCACCGUGGCAGGUGUCCUCCCCGACAUAGAGAACGACUUUGGCAUCAACGAUGAGAAGUCCGGCCUCCUGCAGACAGUCUUCAUCUGCAGCUACAUGUUCCUGGCCCCCGUCUUCGGUUACCUGGGCGACAGGUACAACAGGAAGUACAUCAUGAGCGUCGGCAUUGCAUUCUGGUCCGUGGUGACGCUGGCCAGCUCCUACACGCCCAAGGAUCACUUCUGGGUCCUGCUGCUGACCCGGGGGCUGGUCGGCGUCGGGGAGGCCAGCUACUCCACCAUCGCCCCCACCAUCAUCGCUGACCUCUACGUCAAGGAGAAGAGGACCAACAUGCUGUCCAUCUUUUACUUUGCCAUUCCUGUCGGCAGCGGCCUCGGCUACAUUGUCGGCUCUCAAGUUAGCAACGUGGCGAAGGACUGGCACUGGGCCCUGCGGGUCACCCCGGCGCUGGGGCUGCUAGCCGUGCUGCUGCUGCUCUUCGUGGUCAAGGAGCCGCUGCGCGGCGCGGUGGAGGCGCGGCCAGAGCACCAGCUGCACCAGACCAGCUGGCUGACGGACCUGCAGGCGCUCAGCAAGAACUGCAGCUUCAUCCUGUCCACGUUGGGCUUCACGGCGGUGGCCUUUGUCACCGGCUCCCUGGCGCUCUGGGCCCCCACCUUCCUGUUCCGGGCCGCCAUCUUCACCGGGGAGAGGCUCCCCUGCACCGAGGCCCACUGCGAGUCCUCGGAAAGCCUGAUCUUCGGCAUCAUCACCUGCGUCACCGGCGUGUUGGGCGUGGCCAGCGGCGUCCAAGCCAGCCGGCAGCUGAGGAAGAGGACGCCCCGCGCCGACCCGCUGGUCUGCGCCGCCGGCCUGCUGCUGUCGGCGCCGUUCCUGUACCUGGCCAUCGUCUUCGCCCAGGCCAGCACCGUCGCCACCUACGUCUUCAUCUUCCUCGGAGAAACCUUCCUGUCCAUGAACUGGGCCAUCGUGGCCGACAUCCUUCUGUACGUGGUGGUUCCGACCCGCCGGUCCACCGCCGAGGCGCUGCAGAUCGUCAUCUCGCACCUGCUGGGAGACGCUGGGAGCCCCUACCUGAUAGGAGUGGUGUCUGACUCCCUCCGGAGGAACGACUCCUUCCUCUGGCAGUUCCGCUCGCUGCAGAUUUCUCUGCUGCUCUGCUCCUUCGUGGCCGUGGUGGGCGGAGGCUUCUUCCUGGCCACCGCCCUCUUCAUCGAGAAGGACCGGAACCGGGCCGAGAACUCCGCCCUGACAGCCGAGGACGAGCCCAUCGUCGUCCCCCGGAGCGGACGGUCCACCCGGGUCCCGGUGUCCAGCGUCCUGAUCUGAGCGCCGGAGUCGGGGGUUUGAGUCCUGUGUGCGGAGCCUCACCUCCCAGGAACGCCCAGGAACCUCUGGACGGCGGCCGGGAGACGCCGGGAGACGCCAGGAGACGCGAGCAGCUCCGGGACGCCGCUGAGCGACGCUGCUGCCUCGUUUUAAUCCCUUUUACUUCCCAGAAGCCCUUGGGCUUCCUCAGAACCCGGUCCGGGGACUUUCUGUCCGUUUUAUCGUGAACGUCGUUGAGCUGCAGGCUGUUUCCGGCGUUUGGAGCUUUCACAAGCCUUUUAUGUUUUUAUUCUGCUAACGGUUAUUUUUUUAAAAAAGGAGAAAAAAAACGCUCUUGAACAAAUAUUAACUUCAAAAUAAUUUGAGUUUAUUUUUUGUUAACUAUUAAACAAAAUGAAACUUGUCUGUCUGUGUUUUUGCACUUUGAGGACGAACGUGACGUUACUAAAGCUUUCGGGUCCGAACACGUGGGUCAGAACCGACCAGCAGAACACCAGAACAGUACCAGAUGUUUGUUCAAUAAUAUUAAACUCUUAAUUUGUUA
Messenger RNA from Cololabis saira (Pacific saury), 2306 nucleotides. RefSeq names its product SPNS lysolipid transporter 1, lysophospholipid (gene spns1). The transcript is spliced from 13 exons. Gene Ontology annotation, molecular function: transmembrane transporter activity. NCBI's taxonomy places the organism in Eukaryota, Metazoa, Chordata, Actinopteri, Beloniformes, Belonidae. Gene Ontology annotation, cellular component: membrane. The record is from RefSeq and is a predicted model, not a curated record. Gene Ontology annotation, biological process: transmembrane transport. The coding region runs from base 236 to 1762 and encodes 508 amino acids.